Messenger RNA from Morus notabilis, 2518 nucleotides. RefSeq lists its product as uncharacterized. The transcript has 5 exons. Lineage: Eukaryota; Viridiplantae; Streptophyta; Magnoliopsida; Rosales; Moraceae. The coding region runs from base 72 to 2351 and encodes 759 amino acids. The record is from RefSeq and is a predicted model, not a curated record. Gene Ontology annotation, molecular function: protein dimerization activity; DNA binding.
CGGUUCUGUUUCCCAAAAUUCGAUUCUUCGUCAAAACUCAUUCAAAGCGCCAUUGAACAACUUUGCCAAAAAUGGCGUCUGGUUUGGAACCCAUACCUAUAACGUCCCAAAAACAUGACCCAGCUUGGAAACAUUGCCAAAUGUUCAAGAAUGGGGAAAGGGUCCAGCUCAAAUGUAUUUACUGUAGCAAAUUGUUUAAGGGUGGUGGGAUUCAUAGGAUUAAGGAACACCUUGCUGGACACAAGGGCAAUGCCUCGACUUGUCUUCGGGUCCCGCCCGAUGUUCGGGCCUUGAUGCAGCAGAGUCUUGAUGGGGUUGUGGUGAAGAAGAGGAAUAGGCAGAAGCUUGAUGAAGAGAUCACCAACAUUAACCACAGGCCUCAUAGUGAGGUGGAUUCACUAGCCCAUCAGGAUGACGUUAGUGCUGGGAUCAAUUUGAUCGUUGUUCAUGAUCACGCACUCGAACCCAAUUCGAGCUUGGUGAUGAACCGAGAAGAUGGGGCGACGAGUAGUAGGAGUUUGGAUAGAAGGAAGAGAGGGAGGGGUAGGAGUUCUUCAGCUCGUGAUGCUAUUAAUGUAUCUAAUACUGUCGAUUUAGGAACUAAGAAGGUAAAUAAUUUUGUGAACAUGGCAAUUGCGCGGUUUUUGUACGACAUUGGGGCGCCUUUGGACGCAGUGAACUCUGCUUAUUUCCGGCCGAUGAUUGAUGCGAUUGCUUCAGGUGGUUCGGGGGUUGUGUUGCCCUCGUAUCAUGAUCUUCGCGGUUGGAUGUUGAAGAAUUCGGUGGAAGAACUGAGGAAUGAUGUCGAUAAAUGCAGAGCUACAUGGGAAAAGACUGGUUGUUCUGUCUUGGUUGAUGAGUGGAACACAGAAGUUGGCAGAGUUUUCCUGAGUUUUUAUGUGCAUUGUCCCGAAGGAACAGUGUUUUUGAGAAAAGUGGAUGCAUCUGACAUCGUUAGUUCAUCUGAUGCUCUUUAUGAGCUCCUUAAAAGAAUUGUGGAAGAAGUCGGGGCAAAACAUGUGCUGCAAGUGAUUACCAGAAGUAGCAAAGAGCAAUAUGCUGUUGUAGGGAGAAGGUUGAGUGAAACUUUCACUAGUUUGUAUUGGGCUCCGUGUGCGGUUCAUUCAAUAGAUUUGGUACUAGAGGAUUUCAGUAAUAUAGAUUGGAUAAGUGAGGUGAUUGAACAGGCAAGGACUAUUACAAGAUUUGUCUACAAUCACAGUGAGGUCUUGAAUAUAGUCAGAAGAUACACUUUUGGCAACGAUAUUGUAGAACCGGGUGUCACCUGGUUCGCUACAAACUUCAUGACAUUAAAACGACUAGUUGACCUUAAACACAAUUUGCAGGCCAUGGUCGCCUCGCAGGAGUGGGUGGAUUGCCCGUAUUCGAAGAAACCAGGGGGGUUGGAAAUGUUAGAUUCCAUUAGUAAUCACUCAUUUUGGUCCUCAUGCACCCUUGUUACCCAUCUAACAAGUUCUCUCUUGCGAGUUUUGAGAAUUGUUAGUGCUGAGAAGAGGCCUGCCAUGGGAUACAUUUAUGCAGCCAUGUAUCGGGCGAAAGAAACGAUUAAGAAAGAACUUGUUAAGAAGGAGGAUUACGCAGUUUAUUGGGAUAUUAUAGAUCACCAAUGGGAACAACACCGAAACCUUCCUCUUCAUGCAGCAGGGUUCUACCUUAACCCCAAAUAUUUUUACAGUGUUGAAGGAGAUCUGCACAAUGAUAUCCUCUCAGGGAUGUUUGAUUGCAUAGAGAGAUUGGUUCCUGAUACGGAUGUCCAAGAUAAAAUAAUUAAGGAAAUCAACUCAUAUAAGAAUGCUGCUGGAGAUUUUGGGAGGAAGAUGGCAAUCAGAACUAGGGACACUCUGCUACCUGCCGAAUGGUGGUCAACGUAUGGAGGAGGUUGCCCAAACUUGGCGCGUUUGGCUACCCGCAUUCUCAGUCAAACUUGUAGCUUGAUCGGUUGUAAGCGGAAUGAAGUUUGUGUUCAGAAAAUACACGAUACAGGGAACUCCAUAGAGCAGCAACGUCUCAGCAACCUCGUCUUUGUUCAGCACAACUUGCGACUGAGACAGAUGGGGGAUAAGAGCAAUGGACAAGAUUCUAUGGACCCCAUUUCAUCCGAGAGUGCUAGUGUUGUAGAAGACUGGGUUAAAAGGAAGGGCGUGUGCUCAGAGGACUAUGGGGAUUCAGAUUGGACGGCAGUUGAUCCUCCCUCGGUUAAUACAAUGCUUCUAGGAGCCGCAAACGACGAUGCUGAGGACUUGGGAACUGGAUUCGAUGAUUAUGAGAUUUUUAGUAGGGUGAAAGAGGGAGAAGAAGAAAACAUUGAAGAUAAUGGGGUAAUACAAUAGAAUCCUUGGCCAAUAAAAAGAGGUAAUGUUCUUUUUUGUUUUUGUUUUUGUUUUUUUUUCCUGCUAAAGAGCAAAAGGAGGAGUUUAUGUGCCAUUUAGCUAGUUGUUGAAGCCUCCAAAAUCAGGCAAGUUCAAUGCUAUUUUAGAGAUAAAUGGCACUGUGGCUA